UGGGUUCUGUCUGUCUGAUCUGAUGUGGGCCUAAAUGGCCAAAUGGGUGCGCUUAUUAGAUGGAGUGGCUCAGAAGAGAGUGAUUAUAUAUGAGCAUCGAAAUGAUUUCGCAUAAUAAUUAAGGUACCAGCAGUUAGUGUGAUAUCCUGUGUCAGCAACGCAUAAUGCCUGUGCUCUUCCUAGAAAUCAAAUGCUUUUAGUGUGAUGGGAAGUUGCUAUCCAGAUAUAGCCUUUUUUUUCUGCUGCGAGGUCUUUUGCAGGUUUUAUCUGAAAUUCUAAGAAAAGAAAAUUCUGGCAGCUUGCCAUCUUCUGUUCCUUGAAGCAACUCCGAAUGUUUUGGCUAGUGGAUACAUUGUACUCGGUAUUGUAAAGGCUGGCUUUGCUUUGUAAUUGUUUUUCUUGCACGUAAUUUUAACCCAUUCUGCAGAUUCGUGUGGACUUUAGUUAUACAUAUAUGCUUAACUGUCUUUAACGAUACCCUGUCGCGGCCUUGUCGGAUUUCACUUGGAUGAGGUCAUUGAAUGAGAUUGGUGCCAAUUCAGGACUUAUUGAGGACAGCGUAAAAGUUGGUCAAAUCUGGAAGAAAAACACCCGAAACAUUAUCAUCAUGACCACAAAUGCGACGUCCAGGUGGAGCAUUGUGAAGGAAGAAUUUAUACUUCCUGCUUCAAGUGCCCUUUUCAAAAGUUGCCAUGCUUCAACUAUUGUACAGAUUGAGGAAGACAAUUUUUUGGUAGCAUAUUUUGGUGGAUCCAGGGAAGGCGCUCCAGAUGUCAAAAUCUGGUUGCAGAGAUAUAGUGAUGGUUGCUGGCAUCCUCCAGUGGUAGCUGAUGAACAGGAUGGGGUGCCCAUGUGGAAUCCUGUUUUGUUUCUGCUUCCCUCCGGUGAGCUGCUUCUCUUCUACAAGAUUGGUCAAGAAGUCCAGAAGUGGAGUGGUGCCAUGAAAAGAUCGUUGGAUGGUGGUAUAACCUGGUCACAGAGAGAGCAGCUACCACCUGGUAUCCUUGGUCCUAUUAAGAACAAGCCUUUCUUGCUUGAAGAUGGCCGCCUACUAUGUGGAUCAUCUGUUGAAAGCUGGAACUCUUGGGGUGCAUGGCUCGAGGUUACAAAAGAUGCUGGUCGGACAUGGACAAAGUAUGGCCCUAUAUGUCUAGAAGGUGAACCACUUGGGGUGAUUCAGCCAGUUCCCUACCAGACUGCCAAUGGGACUAUUCGAGUGUUGCUGCGAUCAUUUGAAACAAUUGGCCGUGUCUGUAUAGCCGAUUCCGUUGAUGAAGGUGUGACAUGGAGUUAUGUUCGUGAGACUGAGCUUCCAAACCCAAAUUCUGGUAUUGAUGGAGUUAAAAUGAAGGAUGGAAGAGUGCUGCUUGCCUACAACACCUUAUCCAGAGGAACGCUCAAAAUUGCAAUCUCCUCAAACGAUGGUGAUUCAUGGGAUGAAGUAAUGACAUUGGAGGAUACCCACGGUAUGGAAUUUUCAUAUCCUGCAGUGAUCCAAACUAUGGAUGAGCUCAUCCAUGUUACAUACACAUACAACCGGACACAGAUGAAGCGUGUUGUUCUUCAACCAAGUGCAAUGGUAAAAUUGUGAUUCUGCGACUUCUGGAGUGGAGAAUUGUGGCUGGCAACUUUAAGGCACUUAAAUUUAUUUCCACAUGUUUAGUGUGACCAUUGCUUCAUAUUUCCUAGAUUAUGUUCUUCUACUUCUCUGUUCAGUUGAUAUCAAAUAAAUUCUUGGCUUCAUUUCAACAAAGAUACUUUAUAAAUGAAAAGUUGUACGUGUGCCCACAGUUUAGCAUAAGGUAUUCCUUAUUUGGCAGUUAUACACC
Molecule: messenger RNA, 1829 nt
Organism: Panicum virgatum (switchgrass)
Lineage: Eukaryota; Viridiplantae; Streptophyta; Magnoliopsida; Poales; Poaceae
Exons: 10
Coding region: 509-1591 (360 amino acids)
Source: RefSeq, a predicted model, not a curated record